AUGAUAUGCCAAGCGAUAGAAUCUCUUGAGGCGUUAAAGACAGCUGAUUUUAGCCAUGACAGCUUCAAUUUCCUGGUAAAGCAUCCGAACAAACCGGUCGCAGAAGUCGUUCGAAUUCCGCAGGAAUUUGGUCAAACUCUCAGGUCUGACAUGGAGGUUUUCGCUGUCGACGUGAACCAUACCCGAGUUAGGACAUUCGAAUCUAUGGUUCAUUGUGCCUGGGAGCAUAUGCACGUAUCAUUUUCAAAGGUCUUCCAAUUCCUACAGACUCCAGCUCCAGAGUUAUCACCGGAAGCGGUUCCAGCAUUGUGUAGAAUGACAGCGACUGUACUUGAUCUCAGUCUCGUCUCGUACGUCGUUUCACAUGGGUCGCGCUUUGAUCUGAAUCAUCUCCAAAAGGACAUGCCUAUCAUCACCGUCCAGGGACUGGAUAGCAACGGGCUCCAUGUCAAUUGCACAUUGAGACGGCUUGCCUGUCUUCAUAAUUUCCUCGACCGAAAUCUCGUUUGGACAUUCCAAGGAUAUUCUCCCAAAGAGCUUCAAAUUGGCCAGCCUAUGACAGAAUCAUCGGGCCUAUAUAUCCUCAGCAGGAUCGAGGAUUUUGCCGAUAUCUAG
Messenger RNA from Exophiala oligosperma, 615 nucleotides. RefSeq lists its product as uncharacterized. Bases 1 to 615 code for a protein of 204 amino acids. NCBI's taxonomy places the organism in Eukaryota, Fungi, Ascomycota, Eurotiomycetes, Chaetothyriales, Herpotrichiellaceae. The record is from RefSeq and is a predicted model, not a curated record. The transcript has a single exon.